This is a messenger RNA of Meira miltonrushii, 613 nucleotides long. RefSeq lists its product as uncharacterized. The transcript has a single exon. Lineage: Eukaryota; Fungi; Basidiomycota; Exobasidiomycetes; Exobasidiales; Brachybasidiaceae. The record is from RefSeq and is a predicted model, not a curated record. The coding region runs from base 1 to 525 and encodes 174 amino acids.
AUGAAGUUUGUCGCUAACUUUGUCGCUUUGGCUUUCGUGGCUGUUGCAUUUGCGCUUGCACCAAAUGAUGCAUACCAUGAAAAGUUGCAAGGCAACAUUAACCCUGACGGUAUUAAACAUGUGGAUGAGCAAUUCACAACCUGCGGUACAGCCGGUACUCGUUGCCUCAAACUUGCAUCUGGCGCUCGUGCACAAGAUGCAGCAUACUACACCAUCAAUUCAACAAAAGCAAAAUGCAAUGGUCAAUGGAAAUUACCUGGUGGCAACGGUGAAACCCGUGAGAGCGGUGAUUGUUUGACAACUCAACGUACAAGCUUUUUGAUCGAAUGUGCUAAAGACAAGAACGCAAACGGCCAAUCUAACUGGUUGGCAGUCUUUUUCAAUGAUGAAGAUACAAACUUCUUGGCUUACGGUGAUGCUAAAGCACGUUUUGCCCAAAAAGGUCAUACAGGUCCCUUGACCGAUCAAGACUCAACUAAAGACAACAACCCCAUCGUUGAAAUCAUUUGCCCACAAGGUAACUGAGCAAUACAGUGCGCUGCACUUUACGAUAAUUGACCAAAACUUGAAAUGUCAAUAAAGCGAGUCUGUCAAACUCUUCAUCAAUUCGUAC